Molecule: messenger RNA, 2175 nt
Organism: Varroa destructor (honeybee mite)
Lineage: Eukaryota; Metazoa; Arthropoda; Arachnida; Mesostigmata; Varroidae
Gene: krz
Product: beta-arrestin protein kurtz
Biological process (GO): G protein-coupled receptor internalization; signal transduction
Cellular component (GO): cytoplasm
Molecular function (GO): G protein-coupled receptor binding
Source: RefSeq, a predicted model, not a curated record
UUCUGAUGUUGUUUAUCUCCGCUGCGUGUCUGUGUGUGAUGCCUGCCACUUUCGGAGCGGUGGCUGUAUCGGUUGAGCUGUGUAUGAGGGCUCACAUCGUAUACAGCUUGUCGUAAAGCAACUGCACUUUAAAUGAAUUACCGAGUUUUGUGUUUUGCGGUAAAUUGAAUGCGAAUUUUGGUGAUUUCGGGAUGCAUAUAAAAAAAAAAACGGUACGGCUCAGUGAGACGACGAGCUGUGAUAGUGAUAGUUAUUGUGGCUGCAUGGCGGUUGUUACAGAACAGAGCGGGUCAAAACAAAAGCGACAAUUCGCUUAAAAUCGAUUGGGCCUCGGGUAGAAACUUUAUAAACGGAUGUCCUAGGUGAAAUGGAGCCUGACAACGGCGAAGGCAAAACCAGCCGUCAGGGCACACGAGUCUUUAAGAAGACCUGCCCCAAUGGAAAACUUACAGUUUACCUUGGCAAGCGAGACUUUGUUGAUCAUUUUACGCAUGUAGAUCCGAUUGACGGUGUUAUUCUUGUCGAUCCGGAAUAUAUUAAAGACCGUAAAGUUUUUGGACAUGUGCUUGCAGUUUUUAGAUACGGCCGGGAGGACCUUGAUGUACUAGGGUUGACAUUUCGCAAGGAUCUUUAUUUAGCCUGUGAACAGAUUUACCCACCAUUGCCUGACAAGGAACCCGCACGAAAGCUCACACGGCUUCAAGAGAAACUCAUUAAAAAGCUCGGUCCAAAUGCGCACCCAUUUUACUUUGAACUACCUCCGCACUGUCCCGCCAGUGUGAGUCUACAGCCCGCGCAAGGCGACACGGGUAAACCAUGCGGAGUAGACUACGAACUCAAAGGAUUUGUCGCCGAUUCGCCGGAUGACAAACCGCACAAGCGCAACUGCGUUCGAUUAGCUAUUCGCAAGGUGAUGUAUGCGCCAUCGCGACAGGGUGAUCAACCAUCCGUGGAAGUGUCAAAAGAGUUCGUAAUGUCACCAAAUAAAUUACAUCUCGAGGCAUCGCUUGAUAAAGAGCUGUACCACCACGGAGAGGAAAUCGCCGUAAAUGUGCAUAUCGCCAACAACUCAAACCGUAGUGUGAAGCGUGUCAAAGUGUCAGUUCGGCAAUUAGCCGAUAUUUGUCUCUUUUCAACAGCACAAUACAAGUGCACGGUGGCGCAGGUGGACUCAGAUGAGGGCUGCCCUAUUGCGCCCGGCUUUACCCUUUCAAAAGUGUUCAUGCUUAAGCCCCUGCUGGCGCACAAUAAAGAUAAACGUGGAUUGGCAUUAGACGGACAGUUGAAACACGAAGAUACUAAUCUUGCCUCAAGCACAAUUAUCACCGAUCCUCAACAGCGGGAAAACCUCGGCAUUAUCGUGCAGUACAAGGUAAAGGUGAAACUAUGUUUAGGUCCUCUUGGAGGCGAUCUUGUGGCUGAGCUGCCUUUUGUCCUGAUGCAUCCGAAACCCGAGGAAGAAGAGCCGUCGUCUCCUGCUCACGCGGAUGACGCAAAUUCAACGACCGAUGGACAUGCGAAGAAUGCGAGUAAUAAAAGUCGAGAUGGCAGCGAGAUCCCGGUAGAUGACCUUAUUCAAUUAGAAGACCCGGAGGAUGAUCUAAUUUUUGAGGACUUCGCACGGCUUCGGUUGAGAGGAGCGGAACCUGGCCAGAACGAUACGCCCAUAUAGGCAGACAGCUAAUUGCACAACCCUCGGGAAAUUUGGUGAAGCUAUGUGACUCCAAAACUUCUCUUUCUCUCAAGAAAUUCAAAAACGGUUCAAUGUACUGUCGAGAUUUCACUUCACCUUUCGUCGGUAUUAUCACUUAAUAGCCUCUUCAUCUGUGGUACUCUUCGUGCUUCUCAAAGAAAGACAUCUUCACUUAAACCGAUCAAUGUUAAAUGUGGAUGCACGCAAGUGCCAACGUUACACGCUACGCUCCCUGUAAACUAUCUACCCCUAAGCGAUGCGUGUGAAACUGGCCUGACUUUUGUUAGAGUUCACGGUUCACGGAAAACGUUGUGUCGGUGAGAGUAAAGUUGUUAGGUAGACUCCAAUUAGCAAGCCGUAGAUAUCCAUAAUCACACCUGACACUGUUUAGCCGUUGACAAUGUGUAGACACACACACACACGCACGCGCACAUAAAUAUACAUAAUGUCGACGUACGUUUCCAAUGAGUUAUUUUUUUUUG